UUAUAAUUGCUUGAAAGAAAUAAGUGAAUAGGAAUUGAGCCUGGAGCGCUUAACCCAGACGACAGCCUCGUACUGAUAAACGCCAUGUCCGCUCCUUGCGUCAAUGACCAGUUUGUAUUGGAAGCGCGCCGCCAUUUGCUUCUCUCCGCUCGCCACGUCUUCGAACACCAAAUUGUCAUUUUCUGCUUUGUUGUGCGCAACCACCGCGAAUUUUCCGGCCGCCACCACCUCCGGGCUCUUCGGGUCCACCGGUUCCCACCCGCCCGCCGGCGUGCCCAAUUCCGCCGCCAUGGAGCAGAAGAGCAUCAGGGACAACACUAACAGUGUAGCAGCAGAGGGGGAAAGGGUCACCGGGAGGCUACAAGCCAGUGCGAGAAAAAAUGUUGUUGAGUCAGCGAGAGCGGUGGUUGCCGCCGAAGAUGGGCGGUGCUCUGAAAUUGGGGUGUCGAUCCUUAAAAUUGGCGGGCAUGCGGUGGAUGCAGCGGUUGCGACUGCUCUAUGUCUCGGGGUUGUCAAUCCCGGUUCCAGUGGGAUUGGCGGCGGAGCUUUCAUGCUCGUCAGAUCUUCUUCUUCUUCACGAAUAGAGGCGUUUGACAUGAGAGAAACUGCUCCGUCAGCUGCUUCAAAGGACAUGUUCAAGAACAACGAGACUUCCAAGGAUAAGGGAGCACUUUCAAUAGGAGUUCCUGGCGAGCUAGCUGGUCUUCAUGAGGCUUGGUUGAAACACGGCCGUCUCCCUUGGACUACUCUAUUCCAACCAGCCAUAAAACUUGCUAGGCACGGGUUUCACAUUGCUCCAUAUCUAGCAUCCAACAUUGCCAAAAACAAAAAUCUUAUAAUGAAUGACACUGGGUUGCGCCAAGUAUAUGCACCAGACGGGAAGUUGUUACAAGAGGGAGAUAUAUGCUACAAUGUGGAACUUAGCAACUCCCUAGAGGCAAUUGCAGGACAAGGACCUAAGGCCUUGUAUGACGGCCUCAUUGGUGAAAAAUUGGUCGAAGAUGUGAGAAAAGCCGGCGGGAUACUGACAAUGAAUGAUUUAAGGAACUAUAGAGUCAAAGUUACUGAUCCUGUUGCUGUCAAUGCUUCAGGAUAUACGAUAUUCGGCAUGCCACCUCCAUCAAGUGGAACUCUUGGUCUCUCCCUGAUUCUCAAAGUCUUAGAAGGCUUUCCCAAUUCGGAUGCUGCAAAAGGUCCUCUGGGUCUGCAUCGUAUGAUCGAAGCGUUGAAACACAUGCUCGGGGUGCGAAUGAACCUUGGUGACCCUGAUUUCGUCAAUGUCACUGGGACAAUCUCGGACAUGCUUUCCCCUUUUUUUGCAAGGAAAAUACGGCGGCGGAUAUAUGAUAACACCACUUUCCCAUCUAAAUACUACAUGCCGAGGUGGAGUCAACUUCAAGACCACGGAACCAGUAACUUCUGCAUUGUAGAUGGAGAUCGAAAUGCUGUGUCAAUGACAACCUCAAUAAACUUUGCUUUUGGAGCUGGAGUUAUGUCAACUUCAACCGGCAUUCUGCUCAAUGACGAAAUGGGAGAUUUCUCAAUACCUACCGAAGUAUCUCCCGAUACGCUCCCUCCCUCUCCAGCCAAUUUCAUUAGUCCUAACAAAAGGCCAUUAUCCUCCAUGACCCCCAUCAUUGUUCUUAAGGAUAAUCAGCUGGCUGGUGUGAUUGGAGGUAGUGGCGGGAUUAACAUAAUUGCAGGAGUGACCCAAGUUUUCAUUAAUCAUUUUGUGUUGGGCAUGAAUCCCUCUGCAGCAGUUCAAAGUCCAAGAGUUUAUCACCAGUUAAUUCCAAAUGUAGUGUUGUAUGAAAACUGGACUGUCAUAGACGGCGACCACAUUGAGCUUUCGGAUGAAAGAAAGCAUUUCUUAGAAGAAAGGGGUCAUCAGCUACAGGCACAAAAUGGAGGAGCAAGCUGCCAAUUUGUUGUUCAAAGCCUACCAGAAUCUGGGCAAGUGUUGGGCAACCAAACGUUCCGUGGCGUGCUCACUGCUGUGAGUGAUCCCAGGAAAGAUGGAAGUUCUGCUGCCAUCUGAUGACACUCACAUCCCUUGUUCCUGAAUUUGUGCAUCUGUUUGGCCUAUUGAAUAAUGACAUAUUGCAUAAGGGACCAACAGUUCUGUUUAUUUUUAUGUAACUGUCUACUUCAACAUCACAGUAUCACAGACACACACACACAAAGUAGAGUUUUUUGAGUUAUGGUGUUGACAUAUAGUAUGCCAUGUGUGCAAUAAUAAUGAUGUGCCCCU
Molecule: messenger RNA, 2251 nt
Organism: Cuscuta campestris
Lineage: Eukaryota; Viridiplantae; Streptophyta; Magnoliopsida; Solanales; Convolvulaceae
Source: the annotation of a GenBank genome assembly